Lentinula edodes (shiitake mushroom) is the source of this 894-nucleotide messenger RNA. RefSeq lists its product as uncharacterized. The record is from RefSeq and is a predicted model, not a curated record. The transcript is spliced from 11 exons. Lineage: Eukaryota; Fungi; Basidiomycota; Agaricomycetes; Agaricales; Omphalotaceae. Bases 1 to 894 code for a protein of 297 amino acids.
AUGUCCCAGUUGGAUGCUAUCGAGAUACAAGUUCAAGUGAACUGGUAUCACUGUGUGGAAUGGGCGCAGUUUGGAAUCGUGAUAUACGAAUAUCUUAUCACGCUUGAUCUGGAGGUUGAACGUUUUUGGAAGCGCAAAACUAAGGGACCUGGAUCAGUACUCUUCUACAUCAACCGAUACUUGACUCUCUUAGGAAAUAUCGGGAUAAUUGUCUUAUUCAUGUCCCCUGAACUGGUAUUGCGCCACAAUAUCCCUUCGCACCCAUUUGGGUUUAUAUUCUCAUUUGAGAAGCGCUCUUCAUACUCAGAGUCCGUGCUUUAUAUGAUUCAAGCAAGGGGAACGGCUUCCCAGGUCCAAUUCUAUUUGGCAAAUUGGAAAGACACAUCUUAUAUCAACACAGUCUUCCCAAUAUCGGUAUUGUAUGAAGUAGGCACAGUACCGAACUUCACAACGGCACAAUUUCCCUCGCUUGUAAUGUCAAUGUACUGGGACAAAUUCUUCUUGCCUAUGCUGCUUGUCACAGAUAUCAUCUAUAUAUACACCGGAAUAUUUGUAUUUGACAUUUGUGUUGUUUCACUGACACUUUGGAAGACGUUGAAGAUUUAUAAAGAAGAGCAUUUUCCCGGGGGUGUAGGAAUCAUGAUUAUGCGAGAUGGCCUUUUAUAUUUUGCCAUCAUCACACUCUUCACUCUGGCAAACAUGGUGACCUAUUUGGUGGGCACAGAUAUUACAAAAUCUCUGCUGACAAUCUUGUCUAAUUCUAUGUCCGCUAUCAUGAUGUCGCGUCUAAUGCUUAACCUCCGAAGAGAAGAACCAAUUGAAACACUAGAUCAAUUCUCGAUAUCAGGAUUGUUGUUCUCAAACCGGCGGGAGUGGGUAGAUGAGUUCUGUUGA